AUUGCGCAAGCCGCAUUCGAAUGUCGUCAGCGUUGUGCUUAGCAUCGCUUGGCUGCACUUCUCUCUCCCACUCGUCCGCCAGCCCUCGUCCCCAUGAAUCCGACCAACGCACGUGUUAGAUCCCCACCAGUCAGGGCCCGUCGCGUGUGGCUCGCAUUGUUCCUAGCUCUGGCGUGCGCGUGGGGCGCAGCGCUUCUCUUCCGCUUCAGCUACCCCGCGCGCCGAGAGCUGAUCGCGGCGGGGGAUCCAGGGGUAGCCGUUGGGCGCGAGAGUGACGCUGACUGGCGAGGCGCGCAGUCAUGGCAGUGGUUGGCGCAGGGAUGGACGCGACUGGCGGAGCGGAUUCGUAAUGUGGCGGCGCCGCACGGAUUGCAGAAUGUGUCGGCUUCUGGGGAAGGCGCGGCUGUGGAGGUGGAGGGGUGGAUGGACAUGCGCGAGGCGGCCAGUCGGUGGGAGCAGCAGGUGGGGUGCGCGGCGUUCAGGCGCAAGCAUGGCGGCCCCGAGGCCCAUGGGCAGCACACGAGGCGAGGACCAGCGGCGUUCCCAACCAAUCCGAGCCUCCAGGAUGUGACCUCGCCGCCAUGUGCGUCGCUCACUCUCUCCCACGUGCUGGUGGAUGUGGUGCAGCCUGGUUGGCUGGAGCCCACAGGGCUGGACGGCUUCCACGUGUGCCCCAGAUGCGGCAUCACCUGCCAGCUCGCCUGGAAUCCCUCUCUGCUGCGCGCGUCCCUGCCCCCCCACGCGCAGCUCUUCGUGCACUCCCCCGACGCCAUGCCGCUCACGCGCCCCCCCGCCUCGCCGCUGCGCGUGCUGCUCCAGCUGGAGGCGGACGCCACGCUGGCGGCCGCCAAGAGGGAGGGGCGCGUGGACGUGGCCGUGGGGUACGCGGCGCGCAGCGAGGUGCAGCUGACGUACGUGGACGUGGAGCGCUCGCUCAAGGCGGGCAGGCAGCACCUCCUGGCUCCCGGGAAACGGCAAGACGUCCCGGUGCACCACGCCUCGUCCAACUGCGCGGUGCCAUGGCGCUCUGACCUGCUGGCCUCGCUGCUGCCGCUGCUGGCCCACCACAGCUUUGGCGCGUGCAGCAACAACAUGGGGGGAAGCAACCGCGAGGCAGCGCUGUAUCCCGAAUGCGCGCAUCCGUACGUGGGCGAGCAGCGGCAGGAGGUGGCGCACUGCGUGAAGUCGCACUACAAGUUCGACCUCGCCAUAGAGAACACCGUGUCGCCCAACUACGUCACCGAGAAGUUCUACAGUGCACUUGAAGCAGGCACGGUGCCAGUAUACUUUGGAGCGCCAGACAUUGCCAGCUUUGCACCUCCCGAGUCGUUCAUUGAUGGCCGGCAGUUUGCCACGCACCAGGCCCUGGCAGAUCAUAUUAACCGGCUCCACCGCGACCCCAUUGCAUACAUGCAAUAUCAUGCUUGGCGGUUGUGUGGCGAGUGGGGGAACUAUUCACAUGCACGCUCUCUUGGGUUCUCAUCAUUCCCAUGUAGACUUUGUGAGUAUAUCGGUUUCACACAUGUUUAGGAUGUUCACAUAAACGAACUGUUUCCGAUGUCACCUUUAUCAAGGAUCAAAUGUUAUGACC
This is a messenger RNA of Closterium sp. NIES-67, 1591 nucleotides long. The record is from the annotation of a GenBank genome assembly. Lineage: Eukaryota; Viridiplantae; Streptophyta; Zygnematophyceae; Desmidiales; Closteriaceae.